AUGCGCUGCAUGCUUGCUCUUUUAUUGCUUAAUGACAUCAGACCGAAGGAUAAUGACCGUUUAAUCACCAUGCCAUUAAAUGGGGAUUAUAAAUAUUAUCGAAUAUACAAUUCGAAAGGAUUACGACAGUUCCGAGGCGUUGAGGCUGGCAGUGACGUAAUUACGGCUGCGAGGCAGAUUAACAGUCCCGGCACACAUAUAGCAGUCUAUUGCUCUCCAUCCCAAGAUUCAAGGUAUUUGAGGAAGUAUAUAGCUGAGGGCGCGACUGAGCUACAUGAUUCAUCUCAAUUUGGCUUUCACCAGGAUCUUUCUCAAGAAACCAAAUGUCUCGAACAAAUUGAAGCGGAGUUCGAAAAAUCACCGGUCACAAAGUUAAUCCCCAUUAAGCAGUUUUUGGACAUAAAAGAGUGCAGUAAAAGUACAAUCUACAGUCUAGCGUUCCAAAACUAUUUUUGUAUUCAAAACGUUGCAAGCGCAAAGCUUACGCCUUGUGAUUCUAUUCGUUACCUUAUAGGUGUCGACUAUCUAUAUCUCAUGUCCGAUGUGGUCCUGGGCCGUAAAUUCAUUUCGCAAACGUAUCAUGAUGGUCUGCAGACUGCACUGGCGUGGUAUCAAGGUUAUUUAAAUAUAUUUCAAAAAAGUCAAUAUGAAUCCAUGUGGAAACCAAAAAAACGAUCUGCACAGGAGACGGAGGAUUUUGAUUACAUCAUCGACUUUAUAGCCGAAUCUUUUGCCGAAGUUGGAUCUAUCAAGUCGGUGCUGAUGCAAGGUGUAAAUACCAUUAGUACAACACCAACCGAUGCUCAGACGUUGAGGGAAGAUCACCACGUCAAUAAAGAGCUCUACAUCAAACAACAAUUAGGUACCCUCCGCCAGAAAAAUUUACGAUUAACUGACUCACUUGCACACGGUUUAAUUGGUCCAUUUGUGAAAUAA
Messenger RNA from Blumeria graminis f. sp. triticale, 936 nucleotides. The record is from the annotation of a GenBank genome assembly. Lineage: Eukaryota; Fungi; Ascomycota; Leotiomycetes; Helotiales; Erysiphaceae.